AUGAACAGUUGUAAAGCGUUCAAUACUUUUUGUUAUAUUUACGGAAGGUAUGUUAUUAUAACUAGUCUGCGCAAAAUUAGUCCGGAUGUCGCUGAAGUGUAUCGUCAAUACUUUGAUCAAAGUGUUGUUUAUAAUGUAGACUGGGCCCCGUCAAUAGUUUGUACUGGAUGCUUAUUAAAGUUAAAUCAAUGGGCAAAGGGAGAAAUCGACUGUAUGCCUUUUGGAGUUCCAAUGAUAUGGAUGAAUUUCGAUUUACAUGAUGCAAAUCAAUGUUACGCGUGUGUCAAUUAUGUUUUCGGAACAAAUCGUAACAAAGCACGUAGUUUGCUAUACAAACCAACAAAAUUUGCUCCGUUACCGUUGCCGCAUUCUGAACACAUUCCGAUUCCAAAAAGAUUAUGCCCAACAGAACAAGUAUCCCUAACAUGUGAAACGGUUGGAGAAUCAUCUGGAUCAGUGUAUGAACCAUCCAAUGUUACUGCAGGAUGCAAUCACAUCGAAAUUUCUCAAAACCGUCUGGAUAUUAUGACACGCCGUCUCAAGUUGUCGCAAAGAGUCAAUUCUUUUAGCCCCAUAAACUCGAACCUCUGGUGCUAA
Brassicogethes aeneus is the source of this 597-nucleotide messenger RNA. The record is from the annotation of a GenBank genome assembly. Lineage: Eukaryota; Metazoa; Arthropoda; Insecta; Coleoptera; Nitidulidae.